This is a messenger RNA of Fomitiporia mediterranea MF3/22, 3885 nucleotides long. RefSeq lists its product as uncharacterized. NCBI's taxonomy places the organism in Eukaryota, Fungi, Basidiomycota, Agaricomycetes, Hymenochaetales, Hymenochaetaceae. The transcript has 4 exons. Bases 1 to 3885 code for a protein of 1294 amino acids. The record is from RefSeq and is a predicted model, not a curated record.
AUGCAGCGCCUCGUUGACGACGAGAGUGGCCGGUCAGCACCUGCGCUCCAGCCCCAGCUACACCAACAAGAGGACCAUUUGACGCAGGAACGCGUCCCAUCCACGUCGACUAUCUCUGCCAUGGCCGUAUCCGCUCUGCCUGCUGGUCGUCGAGCAUCGUCUCCAUCGCCUCGACCAAAAUCUCCUACCAACAGGCUUUUCCUACUAUCCUCAUCCCAACAGUCGGACCUGGCGACCGCAAGCAACCACAGUAAACCCGUGAGCCGGCUCUCUGAUGCGUUUGCUAGCUUGGGUGGGCGUGCUCGGACUAUCUCGACAGGGUCAGAUCCAAAAGCUUCUCGCCCCGGGAAGUCGGUUGAAGCUCACAUAGCAGAGACUACACCAGCAGAAAGUUCGUUUGGUAUUGACGCGGAUCCCUUUGCUAGUCAACCCGGUGGUUCAUCAACGCAGAUAUCUCAGUUGACCAGUGAUGCUUCUUCGACCACGACACAGCCUAAUUUCAGCAAUCAAGCUCAGAGAAGACAACGUGGGAGCCUUCUUUAUGCUGCAACGGAUGCUUUAGGGCUCGGGCGUGUCGGAGCAACUAUCAGCAAGAGGAUGGGCAAACGCAGCUCUAUUGAACAAAGUAGAACUGCGCCUCCCCCUCAAAACCAGCCCCAGUCGCAAUUACGAAGAGGCUUACCAUGGAAAGGGAAAGUAAAGCCAAGGGGACAUUGGGCGUUACAGCCUCCGUCAUCCACGCAUAUUAUAUCAGAUGUCAUCGAAAUCAGCGCGGCCAACACCGGUCGAAACACAGUCCGUGAUGAGGAAGAAGAGAAUGAACGAAGGGAGCGCGAUCGACUCCGAGAGGCGGCUGCCGAGUCUAUAGGAAUUAGCCCUUUGUUCAGAGAAGAUGCAUCGUCUAGGCUCACGGAGAGUGAUGGCAUGAACUUUGACGAUUCUGCUGAAAACCUAUCCAGGGAACAAGAGACAAGCUUGGAUACUGAUCCAACAGAUCGGACACAGAACAUAGAUAAUUUGCAGACCAACGCGAAUGGAUCUGCGAAGCCAAACGAGAGACAGUCUGGGCUACAGCUGCGACAAUCGCGAGAAAGUAGGCACAAUCGUAGUUCAUCGCUCUCUGGUAUUGUUACGCCUACAACACCAAGUUCAUCUUCCAAUUGGCCUCUCUCGCCUCAUGUUCCGCCCGUUAUCUCGGGCAACGGAAGGACUCCAAAAGGUUCCGUGACGGCGUCUCUUGUCCAGCCAGAAUUCCCUCCUUUUCCAUGUCUAUUUUCUACAUUGAGCCCGUUUACAUGCAAGUCUUCGUCAUUAUUGAAGUUCUUUCCGUCUGCACCGCUACUUAUCCGUGGCUUCUCCCGGCAAUGGCGUUCACGGACGAUUGUGAUGACUUCUCCGCCUCAUUCAAAGCCUCCGUCAUUAAGCGGCUUUCGGUCCAUGGCCCCCGAUGAAGUGUCGUCCUCCAUCUAUUAUUUGCAUCUGUUCAAAUCUUCGGGAGCGGAUGAGAAGGAACUCGAGAGAUUGGAGGUGAAUGAGAGCUCGGUGGUUUUUGUAGCCGAAGAAGAGGUCGCUGGCAAGCGCUCGGUCGUCAAAGUUGGUGGUAUGGAUGCCGGGGGAAAGAAGAAGGAAGUCAACGUGGAAGAGGCUUGUCAGACCAUGUGGCUCCUUUCUAUUGCUGAUAUGGAUGAAGCACAGACUUGGAUAACGACAUUGAAAAACGCCGUGUUGGACCAAAGAGCGGAAAAGGCAGGAAUCGCCAAGGCAACUCAGCCGUCAGCGCCCGGUCCAAAGGGAGAUUUAGACGUCAUGCUUACUUUGCGUGCACAAGAAGUUGCUUCCACUGUUCGUCAGCAUGCUCAAAGGUCGUCGAAAACACUGCACGAAGAAAUACGCGCUCGCAACUCUGAAAGUCCUGCUCCAACCGUUAAGUCUUGGUCUGGCGAGACAAGACCUUCGUCGCCAUCUGGACGAAUGAUGUCUUUGAAAAGCUUAUUCUCAGUUCCGGGACGUUCUCGAUCUUUGUCACAUGGCACGAAUCGAAGUGAGGACUCCCCGACGACGCCGGUGGAUCCCCCAUCGUUCACUUCUCGCGGGACAACGCUCCUAGACAUGAUCCGGCCUAUGAGCGGAAAUAGCACGACUGGGAUAGCGGAGGCAGACUCGAAGUCGGCGCCAUCGUCUCCAAUUACUACCAGCCAGAAUCUGCCCGUACCCAUCGCAUACCCGGGACCAAUCUUAUCUGCAGCGGAAAUGAACUUGGACAGAGUAAGCUUGAAGGAGCGCGAUCGAGAGAUGCCAGAAUGGUACACCCUUCAAAGUCGACAACGUGAUAGGGGUGACUCUUUGACUUCCUUCAACACAGGGUCAGCUCUUCUUCCCCCACCACGUAACAAACGACCAUGGACUUCCGCCGGCUUUCUCACUAAUACUACAAAGCGUGAGCAACAAACAAUCGAUAACAGCCCCCCUUCUCGGAGGUCAUUCCAGAGCACUGUAUCGUUACGUGGAGCAAGGUUGAGCUUAGAUGGAAAGACAAACCCACCUUCCGUUGAUUCUAAUGCUACUGCAACCGGUGCUGUUGGACUCGGGGCUCCGGAACUUGGAUCGAAACGCGCUUCGUUAUCCUCGUCUGUUUCGUCCUUUGUCAGCGCACCACCCGAUCGGGACCCGCUUGCGGGACGAAGUUCUUCUACUAUUCAACGUCGUAUUAGAGCAGGGAAAAUUCCUAAGAUGUUAACACCACCAGCGGGUCCACCCCCUUCUGUACCAACGGAUCAAAUUCAACCGACACGUCCGAGUUUCUCAUCAGGAGAACCUAAUGCUGAGAUACCUGGGGAUCAGGCUCCGAGCCGGUCGUCUUCUUUGCGCAGCGCUACCAAUUCCGAUACCGUUCAGAAUGGAAUGAUACCGACUGGUAGACGUCUUUCAACGUCAUCUGCGCUUAGCUCUGGUUCAGUGGAUGCAUCGCAAGCACGUGGAGGCAGCUUUAGUUCUGUACGAAGGUCUUCAAACAGUCUGUCCCCGAAGCGUACAUCAGUCCCCCCGCCUCAACGGCCUGCGCCGACCUGUGCACCUCCGCCAACCCCGCUGGAAGUAGUCAAUAACUCAAAGGAAAAUGGAGUCACGCCCAGACGUGCUUCUUUCCGUGAAUCACUUUCACCCAGAUCUCUUCGAUUUUCUUUGAGUCCGCAAUCCUCAAAGGAUGGUUCUCAUCCUGAUGAUGCUCUUCGACGUCGCAGUCUCAGCAAUGGAAGUUCAGUACCAAACGGUGCAUCAUCCCAUACAAUACUAGCACCACCUGCGCCACCUCCCACCGGUCCUCUUCCCCCAACGCCGCGCGAUCCUGUUCCCAACAGGUACUCAAUUAGAGAGCGUUUGAGGAUGAGAAGUGCUCCUUCUCCGCCACUUGGAUUACGUCGAGGAGCAGGCGGACCACCAACUACCUUACCAGGCUCUCCCCCAUUGGUUACCGUUUCAUCUGUUGCGUCUUUGAAGGAGAGCACACACUCAAUACCCAUAGGAGAGCCUAUUACAGAGAUACCUAAAGACCUAAACUUUCUCAAUAUGUCUUCACCAGUCGAUUCUUCGUCCGCCUCAACAGAAGAUGCGGACUUUUUAAAUGUAUCUACCCCACAUACGGCAAGUUUCCCGAAACAGAUACCUGGAAGAUCCUCGGAGCUUGCCCGGCCGGAACAUCCGAAUGGUUCGCCUCCAACGCCGGAAAUGACGGCUUUGCCACCUCCUCCCCGCCGGGGUAGAAAUGGCACCAUUUCGGAGAAGGAUAGGGACCGCAGUUCUCCGUCCGUCAUAAAUAGCGUGGAACCGACUACCGUGGAUGGCAUAUUGCCCAAUAACAUACCGCUUGAGACUGUCACAACGAUUUAA